AUCAUGAGUCCUUUUUUUCUUCUUUUUUUUUCUUUUUAUUUUUUAAUCAUAACAUAACAUGAUGCCUGGUGAAGCUAUGCUUUUUUUGUUUGCCAUUAUUAUGGAUGCUCUGCUCCUGUUUAUGAUGGUCUUUUUUGUCAUCAUGUUUUCAGAUUUAGAAUGUGACUAUAUUAAUCCUAUUGAUCUCUGUAACAAACUGAACCAGUUUGUCUUGCCCGAAAUGGGUGCACAUGCCUUUUUGUUUUUCAUGUUCCUUGUCAAUGGAAGUUGGAUAGCUACUCUCUUGAACUUGCCUUUGGUUGCCUAUAAUGUUAGAAAAGUGGUGAAUGGACGUCAUAUGUAUGAUGCCACAGAGAUAUUCCGUACCUUGCCUCAGCAUAAAAAGGAAAGCUUUAUUAAGUUGGGCUUUUACUUGAUUUGCUUCUUUUACUUCUUGUACCGAAUGAUUUGUGCAUUAAUUGCUGCAGAUGCAUAAGAUAGAAAAAAGAAAACAACGAAGGGAGAGAGGACAAUUGUUUAUAUAUGUUGUAAUGUCUAUUUCUUGCUUUAUUUUACGCGUGUUCAUAUAAAGAUCAAUAUACUAUGGUACAUACUUUGCUUUUUGUUUACAG
This is a messenger RNA of Rhizopus microsporus ATCC 52813, 611 nucleotides long. Its product is annotated as cornichon. Lineage: Eukaryota; Fungi; Mucoromycota; Mucoromycetes; Mucorales; Rhizopodaceae. The record is from RefSeq and is a predicted model, not a curated record. The transcript has 5 exons. Bases 59 to 475 code for a protein of 138 amino acids. Gene Ontology annotation, cellular component: COPII-coated ER to Golgi transport vesicle; endoplasmic reticulum membrane. Gene Ontology annotation, biological process: endoplasmic reticulum to Golgi vesicle-mediated transport.